AUGAACCUGGAAGCCCACGGGCGGCUUCUCCCUGUUGUCUGGGUCACUGCCAGUGGUUUUUCAGGAGAAUGCGUGGAAGGACUUCGGGAGAAUGACUACCUGCUGAUCCAUUCAUGCCGGCAGUGGACCACCAUCACUGCUCAUAGCCUGGAAGAAGGUCACUACGUCAUUGGGCCAAAGAUAGAGAUCCCCGUACAUUAUGCAGGACAAUUCAAGCUGCUGGAACAAGACCGGGAUAUAAAGGAGCCGGUGCAAUAUUUCAACAGCGUGGAGGAAGUGGCCAAAGCAUUUCCUGAACGUGUAUACGUCAUGGAGGAAAUUACAUUCAACGUGAAGGUUGCAUCCGGUGAAUGCAAUGAAGACACGGAGGUUUACAACAUUACCCUGUGUACUGGGGAUGAACUCACCCUGAUGGGGCAGGCAGAAAUCCUUUAUGCAAAGACCUUCAAGGAGAAGUCUCGACUCAAUACAAUUUUCAAAAAGAUUGGGAAGCUCAACUCCAUCAGCAAGCUGGGGAAAGGCAAAAUGCCCUGCCUCAUUUGCAUGAAUCACCGGACCAAUGAAAGUGUCAGCCUACCAUUCCAAUGCAAGGGCAGGUUUAGCACCCGAAGUCCCUUGGAGCUUCAGAUGCAGGAAGGGGAGCACACCAUCCGAAACAUCGUGGAGAAGACUAGGCUCCCUGUGAAUGUGACAGUGCCCAGCCCCCCACCCAGAAACCCUUAUGACCUCCACUUCAUCCGAGAGGGACACCGCUACAAGUUUGUGAACAUCCAGACCAAGACCGUGGUGGUUUGCUGUGUUCUCCGGAACAACAAGGUCCUCCCCAUGCACUUCCCCUUGCACUUGACUGUCCCCAAGUUCAGCCUCCCGGAACACCUGGUGAAGGGAGAGGUGUGGCCGGAAACCCUAGUCCAUCACUGGCUUGGUAUCUGCCAAGAGCAGUUUGACAUUGAUGAGUAUUCACGGGCUGUUCGAGAUGUGAAAACAGACUGGAAUGAAGACUGCAAGAGCCCCAAAAAGGGCCGUUGCUCUGGCCACAGCCAUUUACCCAAUUCCCUCAGCUAUGCCCGAGAUGAGCUCACCCAGUCCUUCCACCGGCUCUCAGUGUGUGUGUACGGCAACAAUCUUCAUGGCAACAGUGAGGUGAACCUCCAUGGCUGCAGGGACCUUGGGGGAGAGUGGGCCCCUUUUCCCCAUGACAUCCUUCCCUAUCAAGACUCUGGUGACAGUGGGAGUGACUACCUUUUCCCGGAAGCUAAUGAAGAGUCAUCUGGCAUCCCGGGGAAGUCAGAAGUUCCCUAUGAAGAGCUGUGGCUGGAGGAAGGCAGGCCUAGCCACCAGCCUCUGACGCGCUCACUCAGUGAGAAGAGCAGGUGUGACCCCUUGGGAGGCUCCACACAAUCCAAAUGUGCAACAACUUCUCUUCCUGCCCCUGCAACCCUGGGAGCCACCAUGAAGUCUUCAGAAAUCACCCUACCUCCACCUCCAGUGCCUCCCAAAUCUGAAGCCGUCAGGGAAGAAUGCCGGCUCCUGAACGCCCCACCUGUUCCACCCCGAAGCUCAAAGCCUUUAUCCACAAGUCCCUCCAUCCCUCCUCGCACAGUCAAGCCCAUUCGGCAACAGACUCGCUCUCCCAGCCCCACCCUGUCCUACUAUUCUUCAGGGCUGCAUAACAUCAGCAUCACAAAAAGUGACACAAGUCCUCCUGACAGUGCUCCCGUUUCCUGCUACCCUUGCAACCGAGUGAAAAGUGACUCUAUGGAUCCCAAGUCCCCAUUUGGAAGCCUGAAACAUCUCCUUUGCCUCUGAAAAUCGAUGGUGCUGAGGAGGACCCCUCAGUGGGGUCGCUGGACCUCUCCGAGGACCAGUAUUUUGUGAGAAAGGGCGUGCAGGACAUCUUCUCUGUCUCUUACCCUUUCUCAUCUCCACUCCACCUCCAGCUGGCCCCCAGAUCCUGUGGGGAUGGUUCCCCAUGGCAGCCACCUGCCGACCUAUCAGGACUCUCUAUAGAGGAAGUGUCCAAGUCUUUACGGUUCAUCGGUUUGUCUGAAGACGUCAUAGCCUUCUUUGUCACUGAAAAGAUCGAUGGGAAUUUGCUUGUUCAGUUAACGGAAGAAAUCCUCUCAGAGGAUUUCAAACUAAGCAAACUGCAGGUGAAAAAAAUAAUGCAGUUUAUUAAUGGCUGGAGGCCUAAGAUCUAGCCAAAAGGCUGUGGCCAGCAUGGGACAGAGCUGAGAAACGUGUGCUAGAAGGUUUGGGCUGGGACACAAAUCCAUGUUUUUGCACUAAAAAAAAAAAAAAAAAAAAAAAAAAAAAAAAAGACGAAAAACAAAAAACCCUUCUCUGUAAAUAGAGAUAGAGAACGUCUUACUAUGCAGAUUCCGUUUCUGAAUGGUGAACAGGCUAUUUUGUACAUCAAUAAAGACGCUGUACAGAACACUUAGAGGUGUGCCUUGUACGUCACUCAACAUUCAACAGCUGCUAAAAGAACUAAAGGCAUGUUCAGAGAACUAAUUUUUACCCCAGUAGGUUUUCAAGAAGGCCUGGUAUUUAUUACAAAACAGCCAAAGCUGAAAGACAUAAACACUUGUGAGCAGUUCCCUUCCUCGGGGAGCCGGCGUCCGGCAGUUAAUUGUGUUCUGCGGCUUGCUUCGCUUCAUGCCAAUUGUUUAACUCUUGUGCCUGACAAUGUUAGUAGUGUGACAUGACACUUUAAUGUUAUAUGCUUGGGGGAGAUCUCUUUAUCAAAAGGCAUUUUCCAAAAAUCAUGUUUCGAUGGAAGAUACCUGACAUCCUCAGAAAUGACACAAAUCGUGACCAUUACAUUGGAUCUGUAACUGCUGCUAGUUUUAUUGAGCAGAGGGGGAAAAAAUCGGUAUGUAUGUGUGUGUACGAAGCACACACGGAUAUGUUUAAAUGUAAUUUUUGAAUCUUAUAUUUUAAAUAACAUGUUUCCUUUCUAAUGUCAGGGUUUAGGGGCCUUUAACUGAGUGGGUUUUCUCAAGAACAGUUGGCAGAAUGAUUCCAGAGUCUCAGAACCUUUGAAGCUCGGCCUCAUAGACUCCACCACUGAAAACUCAGAAAAGCGAUCAGUCAAGAGUCAAGUGAAGAAUUUAAUGUUUCAACCCAACCCAUGUGAAGGCUGAUUCCUGCAUGUCCAUGCUGACACUGGGGGAAAUGACAGCUGCUUUGAUUCCUGCGUACCUAUGCUGACACUGUGUGUCCCAAUGAGAGAUCUGAAAAGCGUUUCUCCACAUGUGAGUUCUUCUCACCAUGCCUCUUGCAUUAGGAAAGCUUGUGACUCAAACAGACCACCUCUCUGUUAUAUACGCCACAUCUCUGCACUGAUACCUAAAAUGUCCAUAAGAGUACGUGCCUAUACCUCUAAAAUAAUAAUAAUUAUUAAUAAUAAUAAUAACUACCAUACUGUUAUUCUGAGAAUUCCAGAACAUGUCUAAGAAUUUUGCUAAAUGUGAUUAAAUACUCCAAAAUAUAGAAUCAUGCCCUAACUCUUGACUCUUUGAAGGCAUAUAACCUCAAAGAGUUUCUGUUUUUUUCUAAGCAACAAGUAUAUCCUCCAAACAGUCCCUUAGUCUGUCCCCAGAUUCUAACUUGGCAGACAUCCUGUUAGCAAGAUGCACAUCUGAGCCUCUCAGGUGAGGUUGUCUGGUCACCAGGAGACAGAGUAUCCUGAAGGAUUGACCAUAUUUUAUCAUGUCUUCCUGUUCACCAAAAAAGAAAUAACUGUUAAAGGCAAGAGCCAACAGCUAGGGCUUGCUGUCCUGUGAAGUAUGUCACUGUUUCUUGCCAUUAGGAAGCUACCUAAUUCUAUCUUGUGAUUUAGAGCUGAGAUGAAUUGAUGCCUAGUCUAGUUUCUCGUCUCUGAUCUCAUUCAAAGAAGAAAAAGCUUUUAUCCCUGCCUAACAUGCGUCCUAGAUGUAAAUACUGCACUGUAAGUCAAAAGAACCCCCUCUAAAAUGGGCAGCUGGAGUCAGUCAUGAAUGCGUAACGUUCCCUACUGCCCUCUCACAGCCAAGACUCAUGGAGUCUGUUUCAGAAACAGUCCUCUCUGAGAGGAAUUAACUCCUUAGAAAGUUAACCUAGCCUGAGAACAUUAACUUCCCUAGAGAAUAAAAACAGACAGCCUGCAGUAGAGACGCUGCAGGUCAUCCAUUCUUCAGCACCAGCGCUUGACCAUGAUUCUCAAACUCAGCUGCAAGCUGCAGGGUUGGCUUGCGUUUACUAUGAAGAUUGCCCCAUAUAAACAACCGCCUUCAUCCAUCUUUUGCAAGAACCUUAACAAAAUAGGAUCGUCCAUCUGCUUUUAGUUCGUUUGCUUUGGUACUGGCAUACUCAUGCCAAGUCUGUAUUGAUCGGGAUCCUGGAACCUCCCUGAGAGCAAGGAUAGGCCUUGGAGUCAUGCUUUCUUCGGACAUUCACUGUGCACUUUCUGUAUGUCAGACCCAAGGCUGAGGAAAGACCUCACCCCUGCCCACUUAAUCACAGUUGCUAACACUGUAUGUGUGCAUGCGAGACUAUGAAAUUUUCCUGGAAGGUGGGUUUGUGGAGAGUAGUGUCCCAUCUUUAAGAGCCCACAGAUGGAAACAAUGACAGCCUCCUCUAAACAUACAGUAAACACCCCAAGAUACUAACGCUUGGAAUGUGUUAACGGGAAAAAAAAAAAAUGCAUCUGUCUUUCACUGUCUCCUGUUUUCUGAUACUGACUUGGAAUUUUUUUAAUGAUAAUCAGUACUGGCAUUUCUGAAAGCCACAAAUAAGUAUAAUUGCCACUUCUGAGCUGAACACCUGUCUGUGGAGGAUGCUGGCUAGACAAGGAAUUCAUAAACCAGCAGAAAGAAAGAACAGAAGGUAGCAACAGCCCUCCCCUGCCACAUCUCACAGCAGAACCUCUUCCAACCAGCCAGGUCAAGACAAUACCUCCUUUUGUGGCAGACUCCCUACAACCCAGUGAGUGGCUGUGGGACUUGUGGAGAAGUACUGUCUACACAGGAUCUAUGGGGGAUCCGUAAACUCAUGCCUAAAAUCUUCCUGCCCCCUCCCCGUCGGGAAAGAGCAUCAGCAAUAAACCAAGCCAAGCAGCUGAAAUGUAAAAUACAAAGUCAAUUCGGAGAGAAAACUCAAGCACUCACCCACCAAUCCUGCCCACAGUCUCCUAACCGCCUGCACGUUCUGUCUUUAAGUUGAACUGCUCAAGUUUAUGAACUGUGAAAUGUCCGUGUAUACUCUCUCUCAGCCCACAUACACCAUCCAAAUUUAUGAAGUUGUACCAAACUGCCCAUUCAGCUAAAUUGCAGUGUUUAUUCUUAUCUUACAGAAAUGCCACAACCUUAUGGGAAAUGUGACAGUCCAUUCCAGCUGAUCAGAUACAUGCAUAAACAACCCCCAGUCACAUUGCCGAGCCACCUGCAUAGCCUCUGUGUCUCUGUGUGCCUCCUCGAGAAGUUCAGGGGGUGGGGGUGGAUUGAUGGAGAGCCCUUCAUUUUCCCAGUGCUUUCUUCGUGCCUGACAUCUAGAAGUGUAUACCCUAAAUAGCAAACUGGGAAACAAAGUACUUCUCCAAAGAACCCAGUCAAUUUGAGUUGCAGUCUACCAAAAACUUAGAUCUGUUGGACACCUGAGGCUUUCAGAAACAUGUCCAUCACAUCAAUUUCCAUUGCUUUUCUGGAAAUCUGAAGCUGCUAAGAAUCAAGUCCAGAGAGCAAAUGGGGGAAACAGGACUUUUAUUAUACUGUGGGUUUGUAAUAUAGGAUUCUUGUGACCGUAUCAUGUCGUCACUUUUUUGAGUUUUCAAGAUUUGUUUUACCAUUUGCCUCAUUGUGAUAAUAAGGAACGAGUAAACAUGUGUUUCAAGCUAGGUGCAAACCUCCUUUGGAGUUGUGCUCCUCUGUCCAACUUGGAAGCCAUGGGUUUGUAACAGAGCUUAGUGGUCAUGAGGUCCCUUGGUUUCCAGUCUCCUGUAGGAUAGGGCUUAGAUAAUCCCCUAGCCAUAAACUUGCCCUCCUGUCUUCAUAUGAUGCUCCAUUUGGAAUAUUGUUUCAUCUGUGACUCAAACAAAAUUGAAACUCAAGAACCUGGCGAGUUUUCCUUCACUUAAAUGGAAAUUGUGUUUCCUAAGACUUUUGCAAGUGUCUGUACAGUUUCUUGGCUGGGGAAACAGUGGGCUGCUAAGUAGACGUCAGCAGUUAGUUGCUUUCCAGAUCAUUAUCUAGUGGGCCCAAUGUGUACCUCAAGAUAAACACCGUAUGUUAUGUCAAAAAAAUCCAUUCUCUGUUGAUUUAAAUGGUUCUGAAAUGUCUAUAAAUAAAGAAAUUUUCAAGGUU
This is a messenger RNA of Cricetulus griseus (Chinese hamster), 6341 nucleotides long. The record is from RefSeq and is a predicted model, not a curated record. Lineage: Eukaryota; Metazoa; Chordata; Mammalia; Rodentia; Cricetidae.